AGCGAACGUUAUACGAUACCUCUCCAAUAAUGUUGAGCUUAGUAAGAUGAUGCUGUGUCAGCCGUUGCGUGAGAAUGAUGACGCACAACAGCGGCGGCAGAGAUGAUCAGCACCGCUGGCUCGGAACCUGAACGCGUCUCCGCGUAUAUCGUUUGCCUGAACAUACAACAGUGACAAACCUACAUUUGCGGAGUUAUGUAGCCUAAUUGUUGCAGUAAAUAUCGAAGAAGGUGAAAUGACAGAAUUUCUGCGUUGUUUCGAAGCACACACCGCCUCGUCUUGUUCUCACUGAGAGAGGAUAUAACUGCUUCGCGUCGUUGUCGGGAACCGUCCGGGUCGGGAGGCGGAGAUGGACGGGGGGACUGCGGAAACCGGGGAUGACGGGAGGACGAGUGAGGAAGCGACCGCUGGCCUCUGUCUACAACUUGACCUGGGCGAAACCGAUUCAGCCAAGAAGGCUCAGGUAACAGAGAUGCCGUCCCCAUUCGGAGCAGGCCCAGCCCAUGAGAAAAAGAUCGGCCACAGAAGGGUAGAUGCCUCCGGAGAGACAACCUACAAGAAGACCACCUCCUCUGCCUUGCAAGGGUCUAUCCAACUGGGUAUCGGAUACACUGUUGGCAACCUCAGCUCCAAGCCUGAGAGAGAUGUGCUGAUGCAGGACUUUUACGUGGUGGAAAGCAUCUUCUUCCCCCGGGAAGGCAGUAACCUCACUCCAGCCCACCACUACCCAGACUUUAGGUUUAAAACCUACGCCCCCGUGGCCUUCCGCUACUUCCGAGAGCUGUUUGGGAUCCGACCAGAUGACUACCUGUAUUCUCUCUGUAAUGAGCCACUGAUCGAGUUGACAAAUCCAGGAGCUAGUGGCUCCAUAUUCUAUGUGACCUGCGAUGACGAGUUCAUCAUCAAAACUGUUCAGCACAAAGAGGCAGAGUUUCUACAGAAACUCCUUCCUGGAUACUACAUGAACUUGAACCAGAACCCGCGGACUUUGCUGCCAAAGUUUUUUGGCCUCUACUGCGUCCAGUGUGGGGGCAAGAACAUCAGAGUUGUCGUGAUGAACAAUAUUUUACCACGCUCCGUACGCAUGCACCUCAAGUUUGAUCUGAAGGGCUCUACCUACAAGAGGCGCGCAUCCAAGAAGGAACGAGAGAAGUCCAAACCCACUUUUAAAGACCUGGACUUUCUGAAUGACCUCCCUGAAGGCCUCACUAUGGACCACGACACAUACAGCGCUCUGGUCAAAACUCUGCAGAGAGACUGUCUGGUUCUGGAAAGUUUUAAGAUUAUGGACUACAGUUUGCUGCUCGGGGUCCACAACAAGACCCAGGCACAGCGGGAGCACCAGUCUCAGGGCUCGCCUGCAGGAGGUGGGGAUGAAAAGAGACGCGCCGCUCAGAGAGCCUUAUAUUCCACAGCCAUGGAGUCUAUACAGGGAGGCUCCACAUGCAGGGACACACUGGACCAUGAUGACACGAUGGGUGGUAUUCCAGCUGUGAGUAAUAAAGGAGAGCGCCUCCUGCUGUUUAUUGGAAUCAUUGACAUCCUGCAGUCCUACAGAAUGAUCAAGAAACUGGAGCACUCUUGGAAGUCCCUCAUCCAUGACGGGGACACCGUGUCGGUUCACAGGCCUAGUUUCUAUGCUGAGAGGUUCUACAAAUUCUGCAGCACCAUCGUCUUCAAGAAGAGCAGCUCAUUGCGAUCGUCUCCAUCUAAGAGAGGACGAGGGGCUCUCAUGUCCAAGUCCAGUGCUGGAACGGGCUCAGCUGGCCAGCGUCCCUCACUCACUGAUGAGAAGCAGGAAAACCUGGACAACUUGGAGAACCUACGAGGAGCUCGCAGCUUCCCCAUGUUUGAGGACAACGCGAGAGAGCCACCAUGCACUCCUCCUUCCUUUGAAGAUGCUACGACAGCUUCUAUCGCCACCACGCUCUCCUCGAACAACUCCUUACCCACCACCCCCUUCGAUACACCGGAGCACCCACGCUACAGGAGACAAAUGCUUUCUCCAAGUGUGGCCAGGUCCCAGAGAGAGGUAGUUGAGGUUCAUGGGGAAAAGCAGGACACCAUUACAGUGGAGGUGGAGCUCAGUAAAAUCCCACAGAGCACAGAGCUCACGGAGAUGACAGAAAGCUCCUCUCCCGGCCAUGUGUCACCUGAUCGUCAGCCCCAAGCCAUUGCUUCACCCAGCCCUGCCUGUAUUAGUCCAUCCUCGGCAUAUUCUUCCUCCACCCUUCCUCCUUCCUUUGUGACUUCCUCCCCCGCUGCCCAAUCAGCUGACCAGUCGUCUUCCUCUCCUGCUUCAUCCAUCCGCCCAUCCACCAAACCACUCACCUCCUCUGUCCCUUCUCACUCUCCCACUCUUUCUCUUCCAACCUCUUGUUCGGCUGCCCAAUCCACGCUUCUCACUUCAGCUACAAACACCUCCAGCCUCCCACCUGACUCGGCAUUUACUCCCAUCUGCCCCGCAACUUCUCACUCCUCCAGCCCUCCCUCCUCUCACAAUCUGCCCUCGACCCCUCCCUCCUCCCAGCCUCCGAGCCCCCAGGUGCCUCAGCAGGCGCCGCGUCCGUCGUGCAAUCAGCUGUCUGUGUCCAGCAGCCACAACUCGUUGGAUGGGGAGGUGCAGGUGUCUGACAUCUACUUUUAUGCAGAUGGCAGAUAUUGGGUGUACUCUCCAGUUCUUGGCCGUCGCAAGCUAAACUCUAGCUCAAGUUACAAUCAGACUCAGGAGGAUCGGGGCUGGGUGUACUCUCCUCUGCACUACGGCUCCGUGUCCAGAAGGGGCUCAGAUGGGGAGAGUGAGACAUAACUGGAAGCAGUAGCAGCAGCAGUGACGGCUGGAGCCGGAAGCUGUCUCCCUAUACAGACGCUGUGAGGUUUUAAUAACAAAGCCACCAGGACACUAUGGGAAUGAAUGCCGGCUGCCCAAGCUGCAUGUGGGGAUCUUGCUUUGCCAACAGAGACGCUUUGCACGGCAUUAGUAUUUCAACAAUGCAUUCACGCACACGCGCAUACGCGCGGACCAACAUACAACUAUCAAAAACAUUAUGAAAAAAAUAAAAAUUAUAAUAUAUCAAUUCCUGGGCAAUCUGACUGACAUCAAUCAGAGAAAUUAAUUCCAAUCCCGUGGUACAAUCAGCUGAGUGGCACCGUGAAUGGUGGCUGCUGAGGCAGGUGUUGUUGCAGCCCUGCUGCCGGCUCCGGAUGCUUUUAGUGUUCCUGCUGCACUGUGCCAGCUCUGGCUAUGCAAUACGCUCAUAUGUGUUAUUUAUUAUUCUCUUUUUGACUAACAUAGCAUAAUUACUUCACAGUUCACAGUAUUCAUGCAUUUCAUUUUUCACUAGGGGCACGUCAAGGCCAUAUCAUUUUAUUUUAGCACUUUAUCGAUGACCAUGUGGCGGAAAUGGUAAACAUUUUGUUAUUUUGUCAUCAGUUA
Perca flavescens (yellow perch) is the source of this 3436-nucleotide messenger RNA. Its product is annotated as phosphatidylinositol 4-phosphate 5-kinase type-1 gamma. Gene Ontology annotation, cellular component: plasma membrane. Lineage: Eukaryota; Metazoa; Chordata; Actinopteri; Perciformes; Percidae. The transcript has 18 exons. The record is from RefSeq and is a predicted model, not a curated record. Bases 350 to 2809 code for a protein of 819 amino acids. Gene Ontology annotation, molecular function: 1-phosphatidylinositol-4-phosphate 5-kinase activity. Gene Ontology annotation, biological process: phosphatidylinositol phosphate biosynthetic process.